AUGCAAGAGACGAAACUGCGGCGCUUCGCGCGCACCAAGACCGCGCUCUCCGAGUGCGAAGAGGCCGGCAUCGCCUGUGAUGCUGCGGCUCCGAUGCUGGGCAUCUCGGUUGGCUGUGACCAGAGAGACCCCUCUAGGGAGGAGGUAGAGCGGGAGGAGGCCACGAAGCACUUGGCCACUAGACUCUCCUUUUUGCCUUCGUCUCUCCGCUUCAAAGCUUUUCUGGCUUCCACCACGUUGGCCUGCAAGGCGUCGUGGGGGGCAGUCCUCUCGGGGCGGUGUCUUUCUUCCGCGGAGAAGCAGAGGUUUGGCUUUGCCUUCAGGAACGAGUGGGGCGCUUUCUGCAGUGCAGAUGCGGCCCACUACUGGAGACUGGAGGACCCGUUGCAGUCUCAGAAGAGGGCCGGUCACUUCCUCAGGACUUCGUGGCGUGUGGCUCAAUUCAACGAGUGGCUCGCGCAUCCGUCGCGCAGAGAUGCACAAGUCGCCAGGGCUGUGGGAGUGCAAGUCACUCCUGACCUGGUGGAGAGGGUCCGAAAGGUGUCGGCCUUACAGGACGGCCAUGGCCUUUCAGUGAUGUGCGGCGGCUUUUCGACCGACGCUCGAUGGCCCGCCUCGGAUGGGGCCCUGCUGCUUCUCGUACUGAGGCGCUCUUCGUGGAGCGGCUACGCAAGACACCACGAUGUCUUGGACGAUGCACUGCCGGCGGAGCCGGAGGGUGGCUGCGGUGGCUUCGCUGCCGACGAGUAG
This is a messenger RNA of Symbiodinium sp. CCMP2456, 750 nucleotides long. The record is from the annotation of a GenBank genome assembly. Lineage: Eukaryota; Dinophyceae; Suessiales; Symbiodiniaceae.